AUGAUUCUUAAGAAAAGAAAAUUAGAGCUCAAUUUGAACGAGAUUCCACAAGACUCGGGCAAUGAAAGUCAUGCAAUCACCAAUUUGAACGACAUUCCAAAAGACUCUGGCAAUGAAAGUCAUGAAUUCACCAAUGGUCAAGUUGCUGUCAUCAUGUAUCCUCCAGAAAGCAACAUGGAUUUGGCCGCUCAAGAGCCCUCUAGAUCUCGAAGGCCUACCAUACAUUGGAAGUUACAGGAACACGAAUUGUUUUUGGAGGGUGUGAAGCAGUUUGGAAAAGGAAAAUGGAAAGAAAUCUCGAAGAUGGUGGCGACAAAAUCGCCUAGCCAGCAUCCGAGUGAAACUGAGAAUGACAAAUCCCAGAACAUUGGCUGCGCUGUUCCUCAAAGUGUUGAGGCUUUAAGAGAGGUUCAUCCUGCUGUUUCCUCUGUCCCACAAAGUGUUGAGCCUUUAAGAGAGAUUCAUCCUGCUGGCACCUCUGUCCCACAAAGUGUUGAGCCUUUAAGAGAGAUUCAUCCCGCUGGCACCUCUGUCCCUCAAAGUGUUGAGCCUUUAAGAGAGAUUCAUCCAAUUUGUUUGAUAAGGACCAUUGAUAUAACACCUCAGGAUAUGGAAAAAGUUAAGAAAACGAUCUCCCUACUAGAAGAAGCUUUAAAAGCUUAA
Messenger RNA from Vicia villosa (hairy vetch), 663 nucleotides. Its product is annotated as transcription factor KUA1-like. The transcript is spliced from 4 exons. The record is from RefSeq and is a predicted model, not a curated record. NCBI's taxonomy places the organism in Eukaryota, Viridiplantae, Streptophyta, Magnoliopsida, Fabales, Fabaceae. Bases 1 to 663 code for a protein of 220 amino acids.